AUGGACACUAGUCCAGUGUCAGGUUCUUUCCUAUUUACUAUCUCUGAUCCUGCAAGGCUCAGUAUGCCCGUAUAUUCUCCUCCAUUUGCUACUUCAUACAAUACCUUUUGGCAGCUCGAAUUUCAUCCUAUAUCUGUAGACAAUCCAGAAUAUUGUGCUCUAUAUUUGAACGCUGUGGCCAAUCCCCAAGAACAAGUUACGACUCAGAAAUGGGAUGGACGAAGCAUGCUUUCGGCCGAACUGUUUGCUCGAUUGACUACAGAGCAAAGCACUGGUCCUGAUGCCAUAAUGUCAUUACCUAUGACUCAAUUAAAUCCAAAUGGAAAUGGUCGAAUUGAGCUGGGUUAUUUGAGUAACUACUCUAUAAAGAACCCCAGUUGGGGAAAGCGGACUCUAAUUGAAAGAACGCAUUUCAACGUCAAUAAUGUCAAUAAUGUCAAUAAUGUCAGUCCAAGUGUCAACCGUAGAUAUCGCAUACCUAUCAACAACAAUACACCCACAAAGGUAGAACUAACUAUCGGAGUUAAAUUUCAGUCAACUGAGAUGGCACCAUGUUCAUUUCAAGCCCCGUUACCUGGCAAACCAUUCCCAAAGGAGAUACUUCAAGUCCUCGAAGCAGAUCUCAAUAAAUCGGAUCGAGCUGAUGUCCAAUUCAAUCUAGUGGAGGGUGUUGUCUUCGCAAACUCUUCUGUGCUGUGCAAAAGAUCAGAGUAUUUUAGUAAUAUGUUGCAGGGUAAUUGGUCAGAAUCAAUUAUUCGUUCUCAAAAACAGCGGAAGCGACAACGUACUCCUAUAUCUGUUGAUGAUAAUAUACCGCAUUCCAUAUCCUCCCCAUCAUCCGACGAUGAUGUAGUUGAGAUAAACUCUAACAUAAAAUACAGAAUUAAUGUUCCCGAUAUACCCAAAGAAGCAUUUCUCGAUAUGCUCCGAUAUCUAUACACAGACCAAGUGUCGAUACCUGUAGGCGAUGAAGCAUAUAAGGCAGCAUUAGAUCUCUUUGCGACAGCUGACAAAUACCUUUUAACUGAUCUCAGGCAGAGAGCAAAAGCAGAGAUAUAUCAAUUACUUAGUCCUGAUAACGUCGUUGAUAUCUUAUUUGGCACUGCAUGGAAGUGGCCUGAUCUCAAGGCAGACCUGAUGGCAUACAUUGCAGAAAACGUCAGAGCUGUUAAGGAAAGCGAUUCAUUUAAGAAUUUGGGAGACGAUUCAUUGGCAUAUCCAAAGAGUGUUGAGUUGCUAAAGGAUUUAAUGGUGAUGUUAUACGAGAAAAAUGGCGAAUGA
Molecule: messenger RNA, 1281 nt
Organism: Paraglomus brasilianum
Lineage: Eukaryota; Fungi; Glomeromycota; Glomeromycetes; Paraglomerales; Paraglomeraceae
Source: the annotation of a GenBank genome assembly